Colletotrichum siamense is the source of this 1527-nucleotide messenger RNA. RefSeq names its product Cytochrome P450 monooxygenase lolP1 (gene lolP1-2). The record is from RefSeq and is a predicted model, not a curated record. NCBI's taxonomy places the organism in Eukaryota, Fungi, Ascomycota, Sordariomycetes, Glomerellales, Glomerellaceae. Gene Ontology annotation, molecular function: monooxygenase activity; oxidoreductase activity, acting on paired donors, with incorporation or reduction of molecular oxygen; heme binding. The transcript is spliced from 4 exons. Bases 1 to 1527 code for a protein of 508 amino acids.
AUGGAUUUCUCCUGGCUUCCAGGCCGUGCUGAAUCCCUGAACUCUGGCCAUGUCAUUUCUUUGCUGGCUGGCGUAAUUAUCGUCUGGUAUGUGACAUCUGCCAUCUAUGUCUGGUAUCCCCUCCGUCAUAUCCCAGGGCCGUUCCUCGCUUCCUUCUCCCACCUAUGGCUGGCCACCCAGCAUUUCCGGGGCGAGGCCUACCCAGCUCUCCGUGGACUGGCAAAGUACGGCUCUGUAGUGCGUAUCGGGCCCAACAGAGUCCUGACGGACGACCCUGACGCCCUGCGACGUAUCGCCGGACUAAACAGUGGUUACACGCGGCAUCGGUCCUACAAGGACGGCACCCGAUUUCACCGCGAGGUGGACUCCAUGCUUGGCUUGCUCGACGAGAAGGCCCACAGUCGCAUCAAAGCCAAGACAGCAGCGGGCUACAGCGGGCGGGACAACCCCGAGUUCGAGAAGACGGUUGAUCGAGAGGUUGAGCGUCUCCUCCUUCUCAUUCGACACAAGAUGCUGUCGACGGAGCAAGAGACACGCCCGGUAGAUUUUCAGGCCCUAGCUCGAUUCUUUGCACUCGACGCGCUGUCCAGCUUGGCUUUUGGCCGUCCUUUUGGCCACUUGGACAACGGCGAGGAUCUAUAUGGCUACGUCGGCGCCGUCGCCCGAGCUUUGCGGGUCCUUUGGCUUAUUCGGUCGCUGCCUGUCCUGAGGGCUAUGACAUUUUCGGACAUCACCUUUCAAUAUUUUGGACCAAAACCCACAGACAAGAGUGGACCCGGUCGAUUAAUGGGCGUCAAUCACGACAUCAUCGAGGCGCGAUGGAAUGAGCCGGACGCCAAGGGGAGAAACGACAUGCUCGGCCUUUUUAUGCGCAACGGCCUGUCCAAAGAAGAGUGCGAGGCCGAAACCAUGACACAUAUUGUCGCUGGUUCUGACACAACAGCCAUGUACGGUGUCAUGCUGUAUAUAGUGUCUUCGCCGCCUGUUUACCGUCGACUUAAGGGGGAAAUUCAGAAAGCUAUCAACGACGGAGCAGUCUCACAGCCCAUCACACUUCAGGAAGCAAAGCAGCUCCCAUAUUUACAGGCCGUGGUCCUGGAAGGGUUUCGUAUGAAGAAUCAGCAGACAUAUGGUCACUUCAAGACUGCCCCAGCAUCUGGUGAUAAACUUAAUGGAGUCUUCAUACCGCCGGGCACGCCCAUCGGACACAACUCAGUCGCUCUGGCUCGUAAAGCUGCCAUUUUCGGUAGCGACCCUGAUACCUUCCGGCCGGAGCGCUUCCUCGACAUCCCAGAAGAGAAGGGCGCCGAGAUGAACAGAGCGUUGAGCAUUCUGUUUGGCGGCGGCCGAUGGCAAUGCGCCGGCAAGCCGCUUGCGUUCCUGAUGAUCAACAAGGUCGUGUUUGAGUUGAUGAGAAACUUUGAUUUCCAGUUCGUGCAUCCGGAAAAGACCUGGGGCCAAAAGAGCAACAUGGCACACCUGGGUGACAAUGGAUCUUUCAGGGUGACAGAAGCCCCGAAUAUCUGA